Molecule: messenger RNA, 1518 nt
Organism: Triplophysa rosa
Lineage: Eukaryota; Metazoa; Chordata; Actinopteri; Cypriniformes; Nemacheilidae
Gene: rbm7
Product: RNA binding motif protein 7
Exons: 5
Coding region: 115-894 (259 amino acids)
Biological process (GO): regulation of alternative mRNA splicing, via spliceosome
Cellular component (GO): nucleus
Molecular function (GO): single-stranded RNA binding
Source: RefSeq, a predicted model, not a curated record
CACGACAGUGAAUGUCUAUAUACGGCAGGGUCGGUUUCAUAGUGUGCUCGUUUCAUAAAUUUGGACCAACGGUGUUAACGCGAUCAAUCUGCUGGAUUAUCAACAUUUUUCAUAAUGGGAAUAGCCGACGAGGCUGACCGGACUUUAUUUGUCGGGAACUUGGAUCCCAAAGUAACAGAAGAACUUAUAUUCGAGCUGUUUUUACAGGCUGGGCCACUGAUUAAAGUAAAAAUCCCCAAAGACAAUGAUGGAAAAUCCAAACAGUUUGCAUUUGUAAACUUUAAACACGAGGUCUCUGUGCCCUAUGCUUUAAAUAUGCUGAGUGGAAUUCGUUUAUUUGGAAGACCGCUCAACAUACAGUUCAGAUCCGGCAGCAGUCAUAUUAACCAGGAGGGCAAAAGUCCAGCAAACUCUCAAAACCCCAGUCCAGCAAAUACACCGGGUCAUCGUGGUGGAAGAACCCCCGAGCAGAUGGGCUCUCCUUCCUAUUCCCCUCCGCAGCAUCUGCAAAGGUCUUUCAAUUCACCUGACAGUCUACAAAGACAGGCAAUGGUGAACAAUAUGUGGCAACUUCAGAUGCAGCAGUUGCAACAGCUUAAUGGCGCCUUCGAGAUGGGAAUUCAGCAGCAAAGGGGAGCAGGAGACGGUAACUCCUGGCGACAAGAUUGGGCUAGUCAACGCGGUAAUCGACACUCCCAUCAGGAAAACAGCAGCCAUUAUGGCAGAGAUCAACGUCACGGUAACAGCCAGAGCAACCAGGACCAUCAUCGGCGUGAUAGGGGUGACUUCUUUCAGCACGAUGACCGUAGUGGAGGGCGCAACAGAAAUUACACUCCUGAACGGCGGAGAGACUCAAGGGAUGCCUCUAGAGGGGAACGAUCGAAACGAUUUUAAAAGACUAACUUAUGAACUGUAGUUUCUCUGUAUUUUUUUUAAUCAACUGUUUUUAUUAACUUCGUUUUCCCCCUAGAUUUUUAAAUAUGUUUUCAGUUUAAAAGGCUUCAGUUUAAAAAAGGUGACUGCUAUAGGGGAAAUUUUUAUGUGGAUCAGAAAUGCUUUUGAGACAUGCAAGAAAAAAAUAGAAGCCAGAAACGAACCAUUCUGUACUCUGGCCAUUUAAAAAAAAAAAUCAUAUUUUGGUUUCAGGGAACCUAUGAUUGUGGGUUUUUUUAUUUAUAAGAUUUUCCUUUUAAGGAAAACACCAGAUUUAUAUACAAUCUUACAAGAAAAGAAAAUGUGUUAUGGUAGAUGUAAUAAUGUCAAUGUUUUCCAUUUUGUAAAUUCUCAGGAUUAGAAUAGAAACCCAGUUUUCAGGUGCUUUCUGUCUUGAUGAUGUUUUUAAACUUUAUACAUUACACUUUUGAGGACACUUUUGAAAAUCAAACAUUUGUUACAGUUAACUCUUAUUUCUGUAAGACAGUCUUGGAACAAUAACUAGUUUUUAAUGCUGUUGUAUUUUUUUAUUGUCAAGUCUUAGUCCUGAUGCUUGAUAAUUAUAAAAUGUACAGCUUACUGAGA